UCAAGGCGUAGUGACUCCCUGUGCCAGAGACCUCAGCCAGGACUGCACAAGUGGGGUAUGAUCAUGCCCUCUGGUGUCUCCAGCUUCUUGCUGGAUUGUAUGGAUUCAGACUUGGAAGCAGGUGACACACUACCAUCUAUUGAGACUUUUUGCAAAGCUGAUACUUCUGAUGAGGGAACAGGUCUGGUCAGUGAAGAUGAAAUGCUGCACUGCUGUAUCAGGAACUCAACGCUUCUCAGUUUCAGUGACGCUGUGAAUAUCGGAAUGCAGCAUCCUCCAAACCUCUCCUCCAUUCUGGAGCUGUCACCUGUUACUGAUGGACAAACUGCAAAAGACUCAUUUUCUCUGCCCUUCCUUCAACCUGUGUCACCUCUUGGCUCCUCCGCUUUGGUUGGGCUAUGUGAUAAUUUGACAUCCCCAAAGAAUACCUCAGGAGGUAAAGGCAAAACCACUGGAGUUGAAGAAAGGACUCCUGUAACCAAGAUAACUGUGGCAUUUUCUCCUGUUGUAAAAAAAAAGCCUCUUAUAGGAAAACGUAAGCCCAUAAAAUGCAGAAAGGUGACCUUCAGUGAUGUCAUCAGCACACAGGCCAUAUCAGUGCUUAAUCCUGGUUCAGUGAAACCUCAGAGAAGAGCCUAUAAUGUCCAUAAGAAUGACAUGAGAACCAACACCAACGAGCCUUCUUCAGAGACAGCAAGGUUUUUUGACUUUGCUGAUGAAUGCGAGAAGGAAACUUUUUUUCAAAGACUGAAGCUGACCUACACUUUUCAGUUUCCCUCUAAACCGAUUACCUUCCCAGACCGGCCGAAGACCGAGGAUGUGUGAGCCCUGUUUUGUGAUCAGCAAACCAGGACCUACCUCAGCGAGCUUGGAGGGUGAAAUCCAUUUAAAUCUAUUUCAGUAUUAAGCGUAAUAACAGUUUUCAGACAUUAGAAACCACACUCAGUGUGUCACAUGGUACGAGUCAUAUGCUACAUUAAAAAUAUAUACUUACUUAUUAUACUAUAUUUACUUGUUUACUUGAGGAGAAAAACAUUUUGUUACAGGGUAGUAAAUUUUAUUUUAUGAUGUGUUUGGUGUAAAUAAAUUAAAAAAGAUUUUUUUUGUUCA
Molecule: messenger RNA, 1110 nt
Organism: Ictalurus furcatus (blue catfish)
Lineage: Eukaryota; Metazoa; Chordata; Actinopteri; Siluriformes; Ictaluridae
Exons: 10
Coding region: 58-825 (255 amino acids)
Source: RefSeq, a predicted model, not a curated record